Molecule: messenger RNA, 2979 nt
Organism: Triticum aestivum (bread wheat)
Lineage: Eukaryota; Viridiplantae; Streptophyta; Magnoliopsida; Poales; Poaceae
Exons: 3
Coding region: 2206-2847 (213 amino acids)
Source: RefSeq, a predicted model, not a curated record
GCUGGCUUCAGUACAAGGACAGAAUCGAUCAGUCUCAACUCUCAAGUAGUACUACUAGCUAGUACCCCAGUUCAUAUGUCUUCCCCUCGUCUGAUCCACAUCCACUAGUGCAGCAAUCCUUCCAGAACAGCAGAAAAUGGAUGGAGCAAGGCGCUCCACGGAUGCCUCCGACGAGCAAGAGCUUAAGCGGCCGUGCCUUGCAGUUGCAGGCGGGGCCGGCGGCAGUGAUGCGGGUGACGACGACAGCCACGGCGAUGCGGGUGGGAGCGGCGGUGAUGUGCAUGUGGGUGGGGGUGGCGGCGUUGGCCAUGCCGCCGCCGCCGACGACCCGCGGACGCUGAGCACCUUGGGGGACGACGUCCUCCGCGCCAUCCUGUCGCGCCUCGAGUCGUCCCGGCAGACGGUGCGGAUGUGCGUGCUGUCCAGGAGUUGGAGGCACCUCUGGCGCUCCGUGCCGUCCAUCCACAUCGACCAGCAGCGGGAGUUCGGUAGCGACCACGAGCUGCAGAGCUUCACCAACUCCCUCCUGGACCACCAUAACAACCUUGUGCUCCUAGAUGCGUUCCGGCUGCUGCUAAGCUCUCAAGACCUCCGCCUGCCGGCCUGCCUUUGGGUCCGUCGCGUCAUCAGCCAAGAUGAUACACCGCCUUACCAGCUCAAAAGGUUGCACCUUUGCAACGUGCACCUGGACAAGGAUUUUGCGAGCCAAAACCAGACAACUCUCGUGCCCCUCGCGUCGUCCCCGCGGGCGACCCGAGGGGAAACCCUAGCCGCCGCCCCUCGCACUUCCCUCCGCCCCUCUCCCUCCUCGCCGCCGUCCGCAACGCCGCCGGGCGAAGCCUGGCCGGCUGGGCGGCGGCGGGGCUCCUUUCCCAUCCAUCUCGUUCUGGCUGGCGCGGGACAGUGGGGACGAGGGGAGCGCCGGGCUAACGUGGGGUUCGGCGGCGCGGCGGCGGGUCUCCCGGCGAUGUCGGUGGUGGUCUGCGAGUUGCGAGGUGGUGGCUGCGUUGGUACUGCCCGGUGGUCGCGGGUGUCGCCGGAUCUGGAUCGGAUCCAUCUGGAUCCUGGCUUCGGACUCCGUCGGCCGCCGCGGGGUGAGGUUGGUCGCCACUGGCAACGUCGGACUGCUGGUUUUGGCGUCUGGAGAUCUACAACGGGGUCUUCUCGAUCCUCCUUUCCGGUGGGUCGAGCACCAUGGAUCUUCCAUCUUCGCAAGGUUUUGGAUCGUGGCUUGUCGCCGGAUCCGGAGCAGGCGGAGGAUUGGUGGCAUAGGAUGGGGACCGGAGGAAACUUUGGUCGGCUAGGCCGGCCCGGCAUCGGCGACGUCGCUCAACGCCGCUAUCCUCUGUGGAGGCGAAGCCGAGGUCUCUCCUAUCCACCUCCGAACAUAUCCCGGACGAAAGUCCAAAAUUCAUUCUGGAUUGGGCGGCGGCGGCGACCUGCACGUCGUAUCCUCCAUGGAGGCGCCGUCUUGGGAGGACCAGCUGUUCGGGGGAGAGAUUAUGUGGAUGGUGGGCUCCGAGUACCUCCAGCAGUGGCGACAGGGCAGAGGUUGCCUGGUGGUGCGGCGUUGUAUCUUCCGCGUCGAUGACGAUGAUUUUGGCGGCAUGGUGCGGCUACAUAUCGUUCAUGGAUGCGGCUGGAUGGACGAGCCCAGGGCGGUGGAGCUGUCUGGUGCCAUGGUGGCGUCGACGGCAGCGAGACCGGGCAAGGUGUAUGCAGCAGUAUAGCUCUGAAGAUGGAUUGGUGGCAGGUGGCUGUGGCGGCCUCAUACCUGGCAGGUGGCCGGGUUGAGGAGCAUGCCGGACUGGUGGGUGCCCAUACCCGGCAGGCGUCCAGGUUGGGACCUCAGGUCUUAGAUGUUAGGUUUGGCUGCGAGGUCUGUUUGGUAUUAGGCCCAGACCAUCAGCGCCCCUUCAUCAGUUAGAUAGGAGUAGCGACAGAGGUUGCGAAGAUGGUGGCUUUGGUCUUACUGUUGUACGACUUUGUAAGGUUUUGUGCUAAUAAUUAAUAAAGUGGCCGUAUGCAUCGACCAGAUGCAGAGGCCGGGGGUUCUCCUCCUUUUCGAAAAAAAAAAAAAAAAACAUCAGUGACGACAGGUGCCCUGCGCUGGAGGACGUGCGACUGGAAAACUGCAGUUACUUCACCACCCGGUAUAAGAUCACCUCCUUCUCACUCAAGAAAUUGGUUGUGGAUGGUUUAUACAUGGUGCAAGAUGACGAAAGUGAUGAUGAUGAGGAGGAUGAGAUUUUCAAGUUGAUUAUAGAGGCUCCUGCUCUUGUUUCUGUCCGCUUGGCCGGGGAGCUUGAUCACAUUGUUGAUAUCAAUGAACCACAUACCAUGGACUCUCUUGCUGAUGCGUCGGUUUAUCUGCCCAUGAUGACUGACGAGGAGCUCAAUGAGGUUGAAGAAAACGAUGCAACUGCGCUCCAAUCGGUUCUUGGCGUGCUGCUUAAUGUGACAACUUUGACCCUGUCCCAUUUCAGGUUGCUGUUCCGACCUGGGGAUUCUGUGGAACUUCAGCUUCCUGUAUUCCAGAACCUUAGAACCUUGUUCCUGGACGAGUGUUACAUUGUUGGCGACGACUUCGUGGGGCUCAAGCCUUACCUGCACAAGUCACCUAACCUGGAGAAGCUCACUUUGCGCUGUAGCAAGGUGCAACCAGGGUACUCUUUGAACUGGUAUUUUGGAGAUGACGACCUGGUGGAUUUCAUGUGCGACAACCUUAGGCUUACUGAAAUUAUAUACCAGCAUGAUGAUGAUGCUGCCCCCCUAUUGGUCGCGUUUUUGCUGAGCAUUUCAAGGAGCCUGCCGAAGAACAAGAUUGAACUCAUUAGAGUCGAAUAGCAACACCAUGUUUUUGUAUCAUGUUUGCCUUUUACUAGUAACUAGCACGGAGUUAUUGUGUGUGAAACAUCUUUGGUUUUUGACCCAUAUUGGCAUGUAUGUAUUGUUGUGGUAUUUUGAUCUUCAAUAACA